AUGGGACAGAUAGCGGUAAUGGAUUCUGAGACAUGUCGUGAAAAGGGCCGGCUGCUUGCGUGGUCCGACGAUGACCCCAGCACCGGUGAACAGCCACGUAGAGUAAGCCAGCGACUUUGGGCGCCUUGUAUCAUCACGGUACUUGCGUUUUCGAACCUUCUUCUCGCCGCUCUCUGCGUGUGCCUCAUGCUGCGAGUAGGUGGCCAACCUGCACCAGAAACUGCACCACACACCGUUGCAACCUCCGGGCCCUCGUGGCUUCCACCACAAAAAUCACAGACAUUUUCUAAUACUAGCUGUGCUGCAGUACCGAUGAAGAAGACGCUCAACUCCGAACCGAUAUAUGGAGGCCCGAUUACGAAUGAGAGCAAGGAGGCUUGGGAUGCAUUGAUGCCGCGUAUGUUCCCGACACCUGGUUCUGAAUCGAAAGAUCUGACAUGUACGCCAGACGGCCGCGGUUUUGUUAUCAUCAAGAAUGAGACGGCUGUUCCUGAGAUGCCAAAGUUCAAUGCGACCAUGAGUGAGUAUAAGGGAGUAAUUUCGGUCUUCCACCAGCUCCAUUGCGUGUGGGCUACUCGGGAGGCCUUCUUUCGGUUACUGCGCGAUGGCAAUUCGACUGAGAUCGACCUUGAACACCUUGGUCAUUGCUGGGACUUUGUCAGACAAGCCAUCCAGUGUCGUGCUGACACCACCAUCGAGUGGCAGGUGUCAGAUGAGCUCUCUGGAAGCCUGGGAUGGGGCUACCAACAUCAGUGCUAUGAUUAUGACGCCCUGCUUGCCUGGGCUGAAGAGCGCAGGUGGGGUGAUGAACAGAGUAUUCACUAA
Molecule: messenger RNA, 825 nt
Organism: Colletotrichum costaricense
Lineage: Eukaryota; Fungi; Ascomycota; Sordariomycetes; Glomerellales; Glomerellaceae
Exons: 3
Coding region: 1-825 (274 amino acids)
Biological process (GO): mycotoxin biosynthetic process
Source: RefSeq, a predicted model, not a curated record